Molecule: messenger RNA, 922 nt
Organism: Syngnathoides biaculeatus (alligator pipefish)
Lineage: Eukaryota; Metazoa; Chordata; Actinopteri; Syngnathiformes; Syngnathidae
Product: zymogen granule membrane protein 16-like
Exons: 7
Coding region: 332-901 (189 amino acids)
Source: RefSeq, a predicted model, not a curated record
CCAGAGUGAAAAAGACGGAGAAAUUGCUCAGACAGAAACUUCAGAUUGAGGAGGAGGUUGUGAGUCUCGAUACCCUAAAAGAGACAGGAAACCACCAUUGUACCUCUCCGAUUAUGUAUCUGCUUCCAUGGUGACUGAAGUGAGCAGCGUGUUUAUUCCUCUGUCGAUAAGAUAAAAUAAGUAAAGUUAUUCCUCACGAGGUGCCUGCGCCAACAGUUGGGAUAUGCCUCGGGAUCCCCCUGGAAGAGUGAGGUAGCUGGGGAGACGGAAGUCUGGGCGUUCCUUCUAAAGCUAAUGCUCCCAUGACCCGACCUCAGAUAAGCGGUGGGAAAUGAAAAGAUGGAUGGUUUACGUUACAUACUCAGGCUGCUUGACAAAUCAAGGCUACAGUCAUUGCAUAAUGUCAUCCAUGUUUAUGGGUUUGGGAGGCAACCAGAGUACCCAGAGAAAACCCAUGCAGUCGCGAGGAGAAGAUGCAAACUUCACACAGUGCCGAGCCACUGCAAGCACCACAAUGUUUUUUUUAUCUGUUCCUCAUCAUGCUCUGUGGAACUUGCCUGGCACAACAAUUCAGCUGCGCUAUGAAUCCGUCUGGACCAACGUGGUGGGCCAAAAAUAUAACACACCGCUUGAAAUAUACUUGCACAGUGGAGAAAGAAUUGUCCAGGUGUCUGGGAAACACUCCCACUAUAUCUAUCAGUUGAUCUUCGUCACCAGCAAAGGCCACCAUUUCAUUUGUGGCCAGCCGGGACAGAUUUCCUUCAACUUUUACCAAGACUUUCAGGAUGCCGAACUCCGACUCCUCAGUGGCCGCUUCAACGGGAAUGGGAUUACUGAGCUGGGAGCUCACUGGGGGGUGACAAACUCGCCGAUAAGUUCCACAAAUGCCAGUUUUACUUAAGUCAUGAUGAAUAAAAUGUAU